This is a messenger RNA of Protopolystoma xenopodis, 603 nucleotides long. Lineage: Eukaryota; Metazoa; Platyhelminthes; Monogenea; Polystomatidea; Polystomatidae. The record is from the annotation of a GenBank genome assembly.
UCGCAAGCUUCGACAGAUGUUUCCAGCCUCGUGCCGAUAAAAAUCGGUCUAAACUCUUCUCUGUACAUGAAUAAGAUGACUAAAUUGGCAAAGAGGAAGUUGAGAAGAAGGAGCGAUAUUUGUGACGAUCCUGGAGAUGAUGGCUUUGCUGUUGACAUUGAUGAUACAGAAGGGGGUGAGUUUGCGGACAGGGACAACGACGCUCAAGUCAUUUCCGAUGGUAGCAGAAGUCCCAUCAACGCCCACAAUUCUAGCUGUGAUCCCGAUUGCCUACAACCAACAGAACUCCUCCUAUCGCCUAAUGUCCUGACACCCACAGUCGCCUUCUCUUCACACCCUGCCAAUGUAUUGCGUCACCUUCACCCCUUCGAUGCUACAACUGAAGAUGAUUCCACGUGUGCCUCGGCUUUUACUUCAGCUCACUUUUUCUGUAUGGACAGAUCGGAACAGAUGUUGCCUCAGCCCAGUGUCCCGAUGGCUCCUUCUUUUGUCCAACCGCCGAGUCAACAGCAACCGCUGCGGAUGCAAAGUGAGAACUAUGUCGAUCUGGCAGCACAUCAAGCAGCCUCUAAAAUAGUCAAGGCCGACUGUGCAAGUAAUUGA